ACAAGACAAGAUACAAUGAUAUGUAUAUAUCUUGAUCCAACACACACAAACAAAAUGGAGAACGGCAUACAAUUGUUGCCGCAAACAUCAUUAAUUAUCAACGAUUACUUAACACUCAGUUCACCACCCACAUAUUCACGUUUACCACCGGACGGACAUGAAUUCCCGCCAAAUUUCAGUGAACCACUAAUAAUGCCUACACCCAAUUUACUAAAGGCUGCCAGCCUAAUGCAAUCCACCACAACUACCAUGACAACAGCGAACAGGCAUGGCAGCAAUGCACACACAAACACAGUUUACACUGAAAAAUUAUAUGCAGCAGCCACUGCUGGCCAGACCACGGUUGCCAGCACACGCACCACACAUAUAGCCAGUUCCACAGCAAACGGAUUAACAACGUCAAAGGUCAGCGUUGAGAUGGAACAGCAAAAAUCACCACAAAUUUCUAAUACAGCAGUUGAUGCAGUACCACCACCGCUACCUAAAUCGGUGCCACCACCAACAGUACCACGUAAAGUAUAUCGACAAGAUUUGGUCGUCAAAGUAGAAGAUGCACGUACCGAUUUGUUGCAACCUAAAGUCGCACCUACAACUCCUGCACCAACCACAGCUAGCCCUGCCAAGUUAAUCUAUGAGUCACGUCAUAGCCGUUCCACACAAAAUCUCACGGCAGCCAGUACACCUACAAGCAAAGCAGAUACUGUAGCAGCUUUUGGUGCCAACGUUGACUAUAAACGUUCCUUAAGUGCACCACGCAAACAUAGCGAUUGGCGCAAGGAUGAAAAAUCAGAGAAAAGUGUACGCGAUAAAAUUGCUAUGUUUUCAAACGAAGACGUUUCACUUCCCGACACACCAUCGAAACCAUUGACAUAUUCGCGCACAAACAGCAGCUCAGGAAAAUCAUUAAAUUUAAGCACAGAAAAUUUACUGGACUCGACGUCCAGCACACGUUACAAUGUAGGUUCAAAUUUGACUAAGGCACGCGCUAUGAGUGUAGAGAAUUUAAAUGAUGCAGCACGCCAAUACCAGCUAGCAAAACAGUUACCUACACAAACUUAUUCCGAUUCAAUGUACUCAUUGAACACACUCAAUACAGAUUACACACAAAGUUACGCUUCAUUGCCACGACGCCACCCAGCGGUACAUCACUUAGAACGACGCACCAGUUUUUCCGGUCAACCAGCUUAUGUACCGGAUGAAGCGUCACGCAAGGCAGCUAUAACAAAUAUAUUAGAGCAAAGACGUCGUAGUUUAUCAAAAUUGCGUGGUCUAGUGAUACCCGAACGUCCACACAUACCAAUGUCCACAUUGGAACCCAUUUUGGAUUUGCCAGAGAUCAAAAGUCGUGAUAGUGAGAAAAUAAAAUCGGGCAACACAUCAUCUACAGAUUCAACAGACAGUGGUUUAAGUUCCGGUAGUACUUCAACGCAUGCACCCAGACCAGCCAAACGCACAGAAUUUACGCACAAUUCGAACCUUAACAACUCGUUACGCCCACUUAGCGUGUCAACCACUGGUAACGCAAUGCAUGUGCCUACAAACAAUCCAUACCGCAGCAUUUUCGCACAAAACUCAGCCAAUCGGCAUAGUACCAGUCAAACUCCAGUCGUUGCACAGCGUAAGAUAGAACCAGCUUAUGCCGGUGUACCUCCUGCAAAGCCACCACGUACUUCAUUGAAUGUACCUUCUCGUCAUCUGCACGAAGAAAGUGAUUCUGACUCUGUAUUUUCUUCCAAGAUCUCUUCACCUCCAAUGUCACCAAGCGUACCAGUAGUGCCCGAGAAAUUCGCGCUCACCCGUACACUAUCAUCCGAAACAAAUACCUCUAUUGCUAGCUCCACAACAUCGACACUCACAUCUGGCUCCGGUUCACAAGCAAGCUGCAGCUCUAUUGGUAGCACUCCUACUGUAGACUUAUCCAGGCGCGUACUUAAAUCAGGUUCAAAUGAAUCAGCCGCCAAUCGCAAAAACAUCUUAGCCUCUGCUAAAUGUCGUAACGGACGCGGUGAUUCUUCGGCUUUAAUGCGCAAUCGUCCCUAUGACGACGAAGACAGUACUGAUUGCAACGAUGAAGAUGAAAUACGUCGUGUGCACAAAUCCAAACCACGUUCCUCUUCAGGUGGCUCCUUAGUUAUGCAGCCAAACAAAAUUAUCUGCACAACAGCGCCCAUCAGUUAUAAAGUCGCUUCGAAACAAGAUGAAAGCAUUGUCGAUAAGGUCAUUAAUGUUGCCGCCUAUGUAGAAGUGACAUCCGAUACUGACGACAGUAGUCGUAAGUCGGAUGCUGCUACUUCACCAACUAAAGUCAGUGCCAUGUUUAUCGAUGAAGAACGAAAGGCGAGUUUCAAAGCCGAUCCAUCACAAAAAGCUUCGUCUCCAAAAGCUGUAAUGCCAGCAAAAAUUGUUUCUACUGUGAGUUCCGUACCCGUGCAACCAAUCAGUCCACAAAAAGCAAUGGAGGCCACUUCUCCAAUAUCCAAAAAAUGCAAUAAUGACACAAAUGAGCUAUCGCAAUGGAUGCGUGUAGAAGUUGCGAAAACCGUCACAAAAACACCAGAACGCACACUUAAGCCGGUAUUCGAAAAACUAGAAUCAACAAAUACAAAAAUCUACAGCAGUUACAGCUCAAGAAGCGGAAGUAAUACUAGCAAAAUAACAACUGCCGAAAUACGUGAAAAAUUUGAAAGAAGCGCUGCUGCCUCAGGUACGACAAUAUCGCCGACCGUUUCAACAAAUAGUUUGCUAAGCACAAAAAUUCACACCAGAACUAAUUAUCACGAACGCUUCUCGUCAUUGGAUUCAGUGACUUCGUCAUCGUCUGGUGUUAGUUCUAGUACACAAAAUAUUUCCGCUCAAGACAACAACAACGAGUUUGGCAGCUUUUCAUCGCUUGGCAGCAAUCAGAGCUUGAUCACUGCACAAGAUAUACAACUUAUUGUGGAAGAAGCUGAUCCACCAUUAAAAACACCCGAAGCCUUUAUUAUUGUAUUACAACGAGACACACCCGAAAGCAGCAUUGGCGUUACAUUGGCCGGUGGUUCAGAUUAUGAAGCUAAAGAAAUCACGAUACAUAAAAUUCUAACGAACACACCAGCAGCUAAAGACGGACGUCUUAAGAAAGGAGAUCGCAUUUUGGCUGUCAAUGGUAUGAGCAUGAGAGGAUUAACGCAUCGUGAGUCUAUAACUGUUUUGAAGACACCACGUCCAGAGGUUGUCUUAGUUGUGACUCGUUCCGAAUCAGUUGUUGUAAAAACAAUGAAUAAGAAACGCUCAUCGCUCGGCUCACUGUCCUCACUUAACGAGAAACCCGCCGAGGUGGAUUAUGAGAAGAAAAGAAACUAUCAUAAAGCAUCACGAUCAUUGGAUCUUGAUUUAGAUAUAGUAUCCGCUGAGGAUGAUGUCGCACAAACAAAAACACCUUCAACUCCAAGUACAGCCUCAAGCAGUCCACAGCCACCUUCAUUGGCUGCAACUAUUAACGAUGCCACGACAAUAGCGAGCAUACGUGCUAGACGUCAGCUUUCACGUGGUGAUGCCAGCAAACUGAGCACUAGUGAACUAUUAGAAAGAGCCGCAGAAACAAGAAAUGCCUUAGCAGCAGAAAUCAGAGCUCAAGAAGACGGUCCUGCUGGUUCCAAAACAAUAGAAAUUGUUAAGGAUAGCUGUGGUCUUGGUUUCUCAAUUGAAGGUGGCUUCGACUCUCCAAUUGGUAAUAGACCAUUAAUUGUGAAGAAAGUUUUUAUGGGUGGUGCUGCACAAAAAACUGGUCAAGUUAGAAAUGGCGAUGAAAUCCUUUUUAUUAAUGGCGUGCCCACAGCUAAAAUGACACGCGUUGAUGCCUGGAACUACAUGAAACAACUGCCGUUGGGUCCAGUUCGGAUUGUAUUUGCCUAAAAGAAUAAACUAAAAUUAUUAAAAAAA
Molecule: messenger RNA, 3921 nt
Organism: Teleopsis dalmanni
Lineage: Eukaryota; Metazoa; Arthropoda; Insecta; Diptera; Diopsidae
Gene: bbg
Product: serine-rich adhesin for platelets
Exons: 6
Coding region: 16-3894 (1292 amino acids)
Molecular function (GO): protein binding
Source: RefSeq, a predicted model, not a curated record